GCUGAUUCACCAUAGCCAGUGAGGACUAGAGCUGUGUAGUUGACGGUUCCUGGUGGGCCUUGCGGCGAUCAAGUGGUCAUCCAUUCCAGAUUUCUUCGCUCCUGAUUCAGAGUCAGUAUGGGGGCUGGGGCGAGCGCAGAGGAGAAGCACUCCAGGGAGCUGGAGAAGAAGCUGAAGGAGGACGCCGACAAGGAUGCCAGGACCGUCAAACUGCUGCUACUGGGUGCUGGUGAGUCAGGAAAGAGCACUAUCGUCAAACAGAUGAAAAUUAUCCACAAAGAUGGUUAUUCCCUAGAAGAGUGCUUGGAGUUCAUUACCAUCAUCUACAGCAACACCUUGCAGUCGAUUAUGGCAAUUGUGAAGGCUAUGACUACGCUCAGCAUUGGCUACGGAGACCCCGCCCAGCAGGACAAUGCCAGAAAGCUGAUGCACUUGGCUGACACUAUUGAGGAGGGCACCAUGCCGAAAGAGCUGUCUGACAUCAUUCUGCAGCUGUGGAAAGACACUGGCAUCCAAGCGUGCUUCGAAAGAGCCUCGGAAUAUCAGCUCAAUGACUCCGCUGGAUACUAUCUGAAUGACUUGGCGCGGUUGGUCCAGCCUGGCUACGUCCCCACUGAGCAGGACGUGCUGCGUUCUCGAGUGAAGACCACUGGUAUCAUCGAGACCCAAUUCUCCUUCAAAGAUCUCAACUUCAGGAUGUUCGACGUGGGCGGUCAGCGCUCAGAGAGGAAGAAGUGGAUCCACUGCUUCGAAGGCGUCACCUGUAUCAUCUUCAUUGCUGCUCUGAGUGCUUACGACAUGGUGCUGGUGGAGGAUGAUGAAGUGAACCGAAUGCACGAGAGUCUCCACCUGUUCAACAGCAUCUGCAACCACCGCUACUUUGCCACCACCUCCAUUGUACUCUUCCUCAACAAGAAGGAUGUGUUCCUCGAGAAGAUCAAGAAGGCCCACCUGAGCAUGUGCUUCCCUGAUUAUGAUGGUCCCAACACCUAUGAGGACGCUGGCAACUACAUCAAGGUGCAGUUCCUGGAUCUCAACAUGCGGCGAGACGUCAAAGAAAUCUACUCGCACAUGACCUGCGCCACGGACACAGAGAACGUCAAGUUCGUGUUCGACGCCGUGACAGACAUUAUCAUCAAAGAAAACCUCAAGGACUGCGGCCUCUUCUAAACACGUCCGCGCGUGAGAAGAGGCUUGGAGGAACGCAUUGAAACUCUGCACCUCUACUAAAUUCCUAAUUUCUCCAACUCACGUUUUAUCAAUCGCAUACCAAACAUAUUCACACUCAAUUUGGAUUCCAACAAUAUGAAGGUACAGACACUGUAAUGCAGCAUCUAUAAAAACAUGACUGAGUCUGAGAAGAGGAACAGAUCUAGACUGUUGCUAUUCCAUUUCCUAUAGCACAUACUAGAUGCUGCACAGUCACAUGUGCCCAGUAGUGGUGGAAUGUAGUCGUAGCAGCAUUUCAUCAGCUGUUCACAAAGGCAGAACGGGUCAGAUGGAGUACGAGUUUCUCCCAGGUGAACAGGAGUUCAGGCUGCGUGGGUAGGUGUUCGGCUAUUUUAGCUUCUCGCAGUGGUCUAUCCCUUAGUCUCCAGACUUUGGUACAUGAUAUAGCUGCUCAGAAAAACGGCCGGCUUUCAAAACCCACCUGCAUAUGCACUUCAGCAGAUAUAAAGCAAGUGUACUGUACGGUGAACUGUGAGAGCUGUAUGUCUGUAGCAGUUAUAGACUGCGUAGUUCAUCCAUACUUCAUACUUAAGCUUGUGUUAAUGGGAAGAAUCAAUCAAGUUCAUCAGGAGGAAAGGAGAUAGAUUUUUCCUUCAGUUUAAGCUCAACUGACUAGACUCUCACAUUAAGAUAAGACUUUAAUUAAAACAUACACAGUACUACAUCCUGAAGAUGCUUUGCUCACGGAGAGCUAUGUCCUACUAAAGUGUAGAAAGGCUGAGUGUGACUGAAUAUGUGCUGGAUCUCCAGAGUGCCCACAUGGCUGGGUCAUCAAUUCAAUGUUAAUUGAAACAAUCAUUUUUGGCAAUCUUGUGAAUGUACGAAUGAACGAAUAAAGCUUCCGCAGACAUGUAAAGCA
Pygocentrus nattereri (red-bellied piranha) is the source of this 2089-nucleotide messenger RNA. RefSeq names its product guanine nucleotide binding protein (G protein), alpha transducing activity polypeptide 1 (gene gnat1). Gene Ontology annotation, biological process: adenylate cyclase-modulating G protein-coupled receptor signaling pathway. The transcript has 9 exons. NCBI's taxonomy places the organism in Eukaryota, Metazoa, Chordata, Actinopteri, Characiformes, Serrasalmidae. Bases 118 to 1170 code for a protein of 350 amino acids. Gene Ontology annotation, cellular component: heterotrimeric G-protein complex. The record is from RefSeq and is a predicted model, not a curated record. Gene Ontology annotation, molecular function: G protein-coupled receptor binding; G-protein beta/gamma-subunit complex binding; GTPase activity.